AUGUCGAACACGCAAUAUGUUUCCGCCAUGUCCAUCCCUGGCCUUGAGCGCGCCAUGAUGCCCAAGCUUGUCCACCAGACCAAGAAGCCCCAAUCCAAAGUGGUCACCAACCAGCCUGCCAUGGCCUCUCAGUCGACCCUUGUCAGCCAUGGCGAUGCCACGACUCUCAAGGAUAGCGACUCCUUGUGUAAGCUCGAUGUCUCACCCCAGCGCGCCUCCUUCUUCGGACGCAUCAAGAAGCAUCUCGCAUGA
Messenger RNA from Verticillium nonalfalfae, 252 nucleotides. RefSeq lists its product as uncharacterized. NCBI's taxonomy places the organism in Eukaryota, Fungi, Ascomycota, Sordariomycetes, Glomerellales, Plectosphaerellaceae. The transcript has 2 exons. The record is from RefSeq and is a predicted model, not a curated record. Bases 1 to 252 code for a protein of 83 amino acids.